Messenger RNA from Schistosoma haematobium, 2692 nucleotides. RefSeq names its product Cytosolic carboxypeptidase-like protein 5. Gene Ontology annotation, molecular function: metal ion binding; ubiquitin-protein transferase activity. Lineage: Eukaryota; Metazoa; Platyhelminthes; Trematoda; Strigeidida; Schistosomatidae. The record is from RefSeq and is a predicted model, not a curated record. Gene Ontology annotation, biological process: protein autoubiquitination. The transcript has 4 exons. Bases 695 to 1063 code for a protein of 122 amino acids.
AUAGGUCAGGUUGCGCGCCAUCAUUAGUUUCGUUACUUGGUCGGCUCGACCGUUUCAUCGUGCGUCCUAUCUUUUCUCUAUGUUCUAGAUUGUUCACUUUUAGUUGCAGUAUCUCUUUCUUCACCGGCUCACUGAAAACAAAACGUGUAUCAUAUAGGGCUUCUAGUGGAUUAUGUUUGGACCACACCCACCAAAAUCUUUGGGUUACUGCAUGAAACUUGCGCUACAUGAGACCCUUCAUAAUAUAAACCAAAACAUAUGUUUGACGACUAGGCUGUCAAGAACCAGUUAUGAGGAUUUGGUUGAAAUGAUUUCUCAGUUAAAUCAACUGUGUAUCACUACGUUUGAAGAACAGUGUUCUUUCGUAAAGUUCGCUUUGAAAAAACAACAGGAAAACCUUUUCUGGCGAUUAUCGGCUAAAGUCUUCUGUAGAAUUGUAAGCUAUUUGAAUGAACUUCGAGAAUACUAGUCAAAGAAAAACCGUUCAAUAUACAGAACUUUUGAGCUUAUCGAAUUUUUGCGGUUAUAUGAUGAGAUUAUCCGCUUCAAGUCACUGAUUGAUUCUCAACCUGAGAUGCCGUAGCUUGUUGUUUAAUCAAUAUAUCUAAUAUUCUUUAGGGAUUUUGCUAAGGAAAUUUCUAAUGAUCCUUGUUGUAUCUGCUUGGAUAGAGAGCCCGACACUGUUCUUGCUUGUAUGCACUCAUUCUGUCAACCAUGCAUUAACAAAUGGGCCGGAAUUAGUUACCAGUUGCCGUCAGCAAGUUCAGAAUCGUCUGUUUCUGGUCAAGGAUCCAGCAGCUGCAGACCUUCAGAUGUUAAUCGCACGCAGUGCCCCAUCUGUAGGUCUACGUACACAAAUACCUCUACAUCUUGGGAGUUGAUUGGCAUUCAGUCUCCAAAAAAUCAUAGAUAUCAAAUCUCAGGUAUUGUUUUUCGUUUAAUCUCACGUACUGGUCGACCGUCAGAUACAUUUCCUGAAGUUGAUGAUAAUGGUACUGAUUCCAAAGAAGAAACAUCUUUCACCGUUAUUGGCCAUAAACAUAAUCCAACAGAGAAUGUUUAAAUUGUCUAUUAGUUUCAUUGUAACACACUGUACAGUAACUUCAGAUUACUACACACUUUACUCCUAUCUUCAAUAACACAUUACAUCUGAUUUUUUAUGAGCACAGGUGUUUGAAAUACUUAAUCAAAGUUUUCCACUGAACGAAGAAAUGAUAUAGUAACCACCAACCUUUUACCAAAGCCUUGAGAAAAGUAUAAAAGUUAAUUAAUACUUUUCAUAAUUUCCUGAUCCUUAUAUUUAUGACAUUUGAUAUGUAUGAUUAAACUCUCUACUUAUAUUUGGAUAUAUGUUUGUCCAAUUUUGAAUUCUAAGCAAGUAAAGUUGAGUCACUUAUUUCCUCUGGUUAAAUCUGAAAAAUUCUUUUCCGUAAAUUACCGACUCUAAUAUUAACCAAACGAAGUAAAAAUUGACAUCACGUGUUAGAUUCAUUAUCAAUAAAUAAAUGAAGUCAUUCAUUUAAAUUAACAUAAAUACCAAACGGAAUCAUACUUUGAUUUCUAAUCAUAUAACACUAUCGCCAUUGUUAACUACCGUUUAAAUAUCCGGUUCUCGUAUUAGGAUUUCACCACUGUCAGUUUUUCAAAUCUCACAAUGUGCGUCGUAAAUUUGACCAAAUAUUUGGGAUUAUUUUUCCAGUCACUGAUUAAAUGAGAGAGAUCUUAAAACUAGAAAUGAAGAUUUAUACUAAUUUAUGCAACAUAUUCAUCUUAUGAUAGAUGCUUAGAUGACGUGAUAAUUUCCUAAGAAAAAUCUGUCUGAAGAAUCAUCGGUGAAAGUUGCAUUACGUAUUACAUAAUACGUGUGGUUUAAAUCAACUACGUAGAACGAAACGACUAACAAAUAUUUCUCUGUCUUCUGUCAAUAUAAAUUAGUUUUGUGUUGGUUGACAAAAACUAUCUUUGAAGACUGAGUUUAAGUCAUAAGAUUAAUAGUCUGUAGUAUAAUGACAUAUAUGAAUUAUUAUAAGUUGCUUCUCACGGACAUCAUAUGAAUAUAUUAGUAUUAGUCCCUUUUGAUUGAUGCUUAAUACGUUCAGUUUGAAUCUCUUGUUUACUCAGUGUUAUUAUUUAGUUUAGUGGUGGAUUGUUCAGCUUAAAGAUUAAUUUUAAUUAUUUAAACGGGUGUAAAAAGUAAGAGUAUAAAAUGGUGUCUUCGUUUGGGACUUGAAUCUGACUUAAUUGUGAUGAGAUCUAAGUAUCCUGAGCUCGACCUUAUGUAAGAGUGACUGUAAGGGUUUUCUACUUUUGAUAUCAAUCUGUGAUAAAAACUGACUUUCUAUUGGAUCUUAGUCAUUUGUUUCUAUGUUUCUUUCUUGAGUCCAACUUUUAUUGUGAAAUUAGUUUCUUCAAUUUCUCAUAUUAUUAUUUGUAUUGACUAUUUCGAAAAUUCUAUUUUCAUUUCUUCAACACAAUUGUACACACUUGAUUGAUUUAUCAAAAACUUUCAUCUAACCAAUUUAAUUUAUUGAAUCAUAUGUUAAUGUAUCCAUUUUUCGCAUGAAUAGUAGAAAAGUAAUACCAUGUGGUAUUAAUGACCUUCAAAUUACUUUGAAAAACAAACACAUUUUAUGUUAAACCUCAAUUGUUUUCAUUUUUAAUUAAAAUAAAUCUGUUCAAAAGAAUUCAAUAA